Messenger RNA from Cladocopium goreaui, 2109 nucleotides. The record is from the annotation of a GenBank genome assembly. Lineage: Eukaryota; Dinophyceae; Suessiales; Symbiodiniaceae.
GAGCCCGAGCAUGCAGUGCCGAUGUUGGGAGAUUCGAAGGCGUUACUUCCAGCCUUGGCCAGCCCGACCAGUGUUGCUUGCUUCCAGUCCAUGGACCCCUCCCAACUCGCAUUCAUCAAGCAGCUCAUUCUAGAUGCAGAAGCAAAGCACAACGAAGGCACGGGCACAGCAAGCACUGCCAAGCGCCCAGACCCACCCCUUGACACGAGCACCCCUUCAGCUCCACAUGAUGCCCGCCCCACAGCAGACAGCACCGAGAUGGAGAGCAAACCUGAUCCCACCACUGCAGAGAACAAAGCCCCCCCCGCUGUCCCAAUUGCUACGCCUUGUCGUGCACCCCAUCCACCUGCCCCUACCGGGACUUCAGAAGCUGCCGCCCCAAAUGACAAGGAAGCAUUGCCAGACGGCGAGAACAGUGGUCAACCCAGCGAAAAGUUGAAACAGUUUUGGUCAAAAUUUGUGGUUAGCCCCCAGGCCGGGAAUUCAACUUCCACACCGCAAGCAAAAGCUCCGAGAGCUGACGUGCCCACGCCUGCAACCACAGCUCUUGACAGCACCACCCCAGAAAGGACUGAUGAGCCCACGCCUGCCGCCCCAGAAAGGACUGAUGAGCCAAUGCCACCUGCCCCAAGCCAAGCCCUGCCCGUCCCAGAGCCUCUUCCUGCAAGAGAACAAAUUCGCACAAGGUUGAUGAAGUUGGACAGCCAACAGUAUGGAACUUUGAUUGAAGAAGCAACCGCCCAUCCACUUUGGUCCGAAUAUUUCCAAAGCGCAAAGCAAACCUCGGAUGAGCUUGAAGACAUGAUCAACUGGAUCAUGUAUCGUGAUCAGCAGCAGCAAGAGCAACAUGCCCUUCUCCACAAGCCCACGCUUAUCCUUGGAGAACCUGACCCCGAUGAAGCAAUGGUGGCCCCAGAUCCUGCGGCAAAGCCUACUGAGCCUGCGCCAACACAGCCGAACAUUCACAUGCCCACAGCAGUGCCAACAGCAACUCCUGACUGUGUUCAAGCCGCGCUUUUGAGAGCGACAACAGUUGACCUCAACACUCCGCUGCAGACCGCUGCACCUGUCACAGCCCCAGCCCCUGAAGAGAAACAACACAGUUCAGCACCAGCCGAUGCCAAGCCCGAAGCAAAAGAGGAAACAAAGCAGACAGCACAGCAAGCGUUUUCAACACCAGGGGUAGCAGCAAAGCCGAGUGAACCUGCAGAGCCGACACCUGAAGAACUCCAGAAAAGAGCCGCAAAGUUGAAAGUCCGCGCCAUUAGGGGAAAGUUCCAUCGCUCAAUUCGAAGCAAGUAUGCACCGCCAGAAGUGGUGGCAAAGCACAAGGAAGCGGCAGUCAGUUCAGAUCCUAGUCGUGACCAGAAAGCUUUCACACAGCUUUUCGAAGAUUGGCUUCAGUCGGGCCAAGAUUGGCUGAAGUCAAGCAUUGUCAUGAGUGCUCGCACCGAGAAAGAGAAUGCUUUGAAAGGCCAGUGGAAGCUUAUGUCCAAAGCAGACUUGGAUUUGAAAUACUGCAACCCGGAUCUGGUGGACGACCUGAUUGAGCGCAAGAUUGAAGAGAAGAUGACGGCUGAGAACCCGGACUUCCCUGGGAAGAAGGAGAAGGACAUGCUCCUUUAUUGGUGUUGGGAUUGCACAACAUCAACCAAUGUGGAACGCAACGCGUCGAGCUUCACAUCGUCGUCUACGGGCGGUAUCCGGAACGAAGAUGCAAUGGCUUUCAGAGGGGGCAACAUGCCCAUGCUUCCCGACCCUGAAAAUCCCAAGGGGAUUGGCAAGGGUGACCCAGAGGUGACGGAUGCAAAUGGCAAAGGGGCUGGCAAGGGCGGCAAGGGUGGCAAGGGCGGGGGCGGGGCGAAGCCGCCUCGCAAGCCGAAGGGGGGGAAGGGCGAGGAUGGGUCUGUGAAGACCAAAACCCCAGAGCAAGAGUCGCGAGCAGCCGCAAUUGCUGCCGGAAAGGAGGGUGACAGCUUGCUGCAGCUCAACCAAAAACUUGCUGAGAAGGUUGCAGACUACAAGAAAGCAGCGGGCCACUGUAAGAAACAUGCCCCGAAAGCAAAGCCAAAGGCUUCUGCUAAGUCUGCGGCAGCGCCGCAGCCGUAG